GAUUGUGAGAUGAUGCAUCAGUUAAAUAAUGUAUUGUUACCUGAUUUGCCAACGAUCGGGUAUUUUUAUGAAAUACAUGAUGUGGCAUUAUUGAGUGAUUAAACUCUGAGAAACCUACUAAUCAAGGGUCAAUUCAAGAAUUGCAAUCUUGAUGGCAGAGAAAACAAAACAUGGAACUCUCGGAUAAACUGGCACGAGGAGAGGAGUGUAAGACUUCUUUCAAGGGAAAUGUGUCAAAUUCAAUCAUUAUGGAAAUGAGGCAAAGACACCCUAGAAAUGCUCUACGAAGAAUAAGAAUACUCCUUCCAUUGUGCAGUCUGGAACGAAGCUAUCAUGACCUUCCAUGUGUAUCUCUUGGCCUUCUCCAUAUUGGAAAUUUCUACGCACAGUUUGAACUCAACCCCGGAUAUUGUCAUUGUUCGAGAGCCAGAAAUCACACUUCAUUGCGCCAAUGACUUCCAUAGGUUAUCCCCCAUCACGGAAUGGUUUUUAACGGCCAAAUGGUCAACCAUCGACAUCCAAGGAUUAGAAAGUUUGACUUGGAGCCAAAAUACUUCAGUGGAUUAUCAAGAUUUGGACAUUUCCAUGAAAGCUGGGCCACAUGCAACGAACUUCACGGAAUGCUUGGAAAUUUCGACCUUGAACGAAAAUCAAGAUAUGAAAUUGAAGUUCUUGCCCAUUGCGGAUUGUAUGGUGUUCCUCGAGUCCCCCUCGGACUUGCAUCUUACCGCAACUUGCGUGCAAAACUCCUCGAAAAACCUCUCUAGCAUUCAAGCAUUUGACCUCCAACUCAAUUCGGAUUUCCUCUUUAAUUGGGAAAGUCUUCUGAACCCAGCAGAGGUACCUUAUUUUCCAUGGCAGUGGUGGCAAGGGACAGACAUUCAAAAACGGCGUUACUUAAGGGCCCAAAAACGGGCAUAUGGGUUCAUUUUUGGCAUGAUCACUCCCCUGGGGAUUUUAUUCUACAUAGCCAUAUAUCUGACGUGUUGUCGGAGCUCAGUGGAUCAAAAUGCAAAUAUGUUUGGGUCCGAAAACUUGUAGCACCGAAAAAGGACGGCACAUUUAUUUUGAAAUUGCUCAACCUCUUCAAUAGUGGAAUCGUCUGACAUCUGGCUCGCUCUAUUAAUAUAUAGAACCUCUAUUCACCAGAAAAUAAUGGCAUUGCCUUUCUGUAUCCAAGAAUUACUUAAUUUAUGUUGAACUGCUGGGAAUCCAAUCCCGGUAGCGGUAAGGAAGUCCGCAAGAACAGAAAAAAAACAUGUCAUAUUCAGAAAACAUGGUUCAUUUUUCAUUUUCUUCCGCGAUUUGCUUUUUACGGUCGGUAGGCAGCCUCUCGCUUGGACUGGUUUAUGAUGAUGGGUUUCGUAAUACAGGGUUUGCCACGAAAAUUGAUUGAAAAAAAAUUCUCGUCUUAAACUUCUGGGAUUCCAAUCCCAGUAGCGGUAAGACAAAUUUGUCCGUUGUUGUGCUCCAAAGGGCAACUUUCGUCUUAAUGAAAUACGAUUAAGAAGCUUUUCUGACUUUGCUAAGCCGGAAUGAAACUAGAGAGGCGCAUUGAAAGCUGAUCCUAUGACAGCUUUUGCGCAUAAAUUCUUCCUUUUUACCAAUUUAUUGCGAUCUUGUAGUCAGCUGAUCAAGCAUGUCAAAACAUGUAUUUCGAAACCAAGCCAUGAAGGUCGAAUGAAAAUUCAAAUGAUAAAGCUGAUUGCUUUUUCUUUCUCUUCAGUCACUCCUUUUCAAACUUUUCAAGUAACUCGCUGCUCGCAAGACAAAAAAUUGGGCAAAAUGUCACACGUGGUACAAAGGAAUAGCGCUUAAAUCUGAAUCAUAAACAUUCGUUUUCGGAACUGGAGGCUGUUUCCACGUUUAUUGUAUCACAUCAACACAACAUCAUUACGAAGAAUAAAACGGCCCUAUACUUACACACAAACAAAACUGUACUGAGGGAAAUCAUGUAUGAAAAUCAAUCAAUUGGCUCUCAAUUGCUGAAGCGGAUAAGUUCCAGAUAGUUUAUGGCAAUGUUUCAUCUCCAUCCAACGGAAAUACAACGUAAAGGAAAUGUAUCAAGAUCAAUCAGACUCUGAACCUUCAGCCGGACCGUUG
Molecule: messenger RNA, 2103 nt
Organism: Tigriopus californicus
Lineage: Eukaryota; Metazoa; Arthropoda; Copepoda; Harpacticoida; Harpacticidae
Exons: 3
Coding region: 334-1041 (235 amino acids)
Source: RefSeq, a predicted model, not a curated record